AUGGACAUGCUCCUUGGCAUUCUCCUCCUACUAGCAUGUGUAAGGGCUUCACUGAUCGACCGUAGACCCAUUGUCGAAAGGUUUAAUCCAAUACGCACAUCCUCUAACCCAACGACACCUUUGCAGGUUGGCAAUGGGAACUUCGCCUUCGGGUCAGACAUAACCGGGCUUCAAACCUUUCUACCAUUCGCUACAAUGUCGUCGUGGGGAUGGAAGAACGAUAGUUUGCCCCCUGGGAAGACAGUCCAGGAUGUGGAGAAUUAUCGUGGAGUAUCUUGGGACAACCACGGCCGACUAGUUCAAUACGAUUUCAACGGCGGGGACCCAGACAUUGAGCAAUGGCUGAUUUCCAACCCCAACCGCGUAAACUUGGGUCGGAUAGGUCUUGCAUUCCAUACACGCGACGGACGAAAUGUGAAUACCACAGAGGACGAUCUAACAGACAAGCACCAGGAACUCGACCUUUGGUCUGGAACGUUAACGAGCGCCUUCGCAUGGGAAGGGGAGCGGGUUACUGUCACGACGAUUGCCAGUCAGGAAAGUGACAGUGUAGGCAUCCGCGUUGAAUCGAGCUUGUUGAGAUCAGGGCAAUUGAACGUGUUCGUGGACUUUCCGUGGAACGAUGGCAAGGCGAAAUUCAGCGCCCCGUUCGUUGGUAGGUGGGACGUACCCGCCAACCACACCACGGAACUUUCGAUCGGAAGGAAUCUCGACGAAGCUCGGGCUGUAAUACGGCACACGAUGGAUGCCUCCACAUUCUUCACCUCUUUGGGGGGUGAUGCCUUCGAAAUAAACAGAGACUCAGAGUCGAUGCAUCGAUAUACAGUGAAACCGUUGGAGUCAGCUUCAUCGUUUGCCGUCACAGUAGCGUUUAGUCCUGCGGGGUCUACGCCCCUCCCAUCCUUCCGAGAAACACACGAAUCGGCGUCGGCCACAUGGGAUGAAUUUUGGCAAAGUGGAGGGUUCGUUGACGUGUUGACUGGGUCCACGGACCCGCGAGCAGUGGAGCUCCAGCGACGAAUAAUUUUGUCCAGAUAUUUGUUGCGAGUGAACGAAGCGGGUGAUACGCCCCCGCAAGAGUCUGGGCUCGUGAACAACGGAUGGUACGGCAAAUUCCACAUGGAGAUGUACUUCUGGCACUCAGCACAUUGGGCACUGUGGAAUGAUUGGGAACUUCUGCGCCGGUCCUCAGAUGUGUACUCGCGAUUCCUGUCUAGCUCCAUCAGGCGAGCUCAGGUUCAACAAAAUUGGGACGCUGGUGCUCGAUGGCCCAAAAUGACCGAUCCUUCAGGGCGUUCCGCUCCGGGGCAAAUCAACAACCUUUUGAUAUGGCAGCAAGUGCAUCCAAUCGUCUUUGCUGAGUACGAGUAUCGGGCCUUCCCCACACACGAUAUCCUCAAAAAAUGGAAAAACGUCGUGAAGGAGACAGCGGAUUGGAUGGCGAGCUUUGCGUGGUUUAAUGAGAGCUCAGGGGUGUACGACAUUGGCCCACCGAUGUACGUCGUCAGCGAAGACACCAGCCCGAAUGUAACCCGAAACGCAGCUUUCGAGCUGGCGUACUGGGACCUAGGAUUGGAGCUCGCCAGUGGCUGGCUGGAGAGACUGGGCGAAGAAGCUCCUGGGUCAUGGGCGAGUGUCAAAGAAAAGUUAGCCGCACUUCCGAUGGAGAAUGGGUUGUAUUCCGUUUAUGAGGGAAUCGAAGGCAAUUUCUGGGACGAUCCUGCAUUCACAAAUGACCACCCGGCGCUUGUCGGAUUACAUGGGUGGUUACCACAAACAAAGAACCUUGACGUCAAAGUUGCGGCAACCACUGCGGAAGAGGUAUGGUCCCAUUGGAAUAUUUCAAAUUGUUGGGGCUGGGACUUCCCUAUGCUAGCCAUGUCGGCGGCUCGAAAUGGGCAACCCGACAAGGCGGUGGAAUGGCUUCUCCACCCCUCGUUCCAGUUUGACGAUGCUGGAAUGCCGAUUGGGGGACUUUUAUGGCAAAGGGGUGGGGUGGGGAUGGGGGUGAGAACGCGCCAGGAUUUCCGCAAGAUGGAUGGAAUGUGA
This is a messenger RNA of Pleurotus ostreatus (oyster mushroom), 2049 nucleotides long. RefSeq lists its product as uncharacterized. The record is from RefSeq and is a predicted model, not a curated record. Gene Ontology annotation, biological process: carbohydrate metabolic process. The transcript has 5 exons. Bases 1 to 2049 code for a protein of 682 amino acids. Lineage: Eukaryota; Fungi; Basidiomycota; Agaricomycetes; Agaricales; Pleurotaceae.